AGACGGUAUCUUGAAGAGGCGUCAGUUGAAAAAUCAUGCCAUCGAACGACGUCCAGCUGCCGCGCAUCUGCUUCGACGACGAGUACCGCGUCCGCGUGCUCGAAUUGGAGAAGUUUGUGCACACGCAGGAGCUCGAGACCGAAUGCAACCAGUUCGUCUCCAAAAUGGAGGACUUCCACAGCACCGUCAAGGGCGUCCUCGAGAUCAUGGAGGCGCAGGCCAAGCGCAUUGAGCUCGAGAAGCUCAAGGCCAUUGGCCAGCGCAACCGCGUCGACAACGAGAUUGAGAACCGCAACCGGCAAAAGCUCAUGCUCGAGGUUCUCAUCAAGGAAAAGCAAACCGAGCUCGAGCGCUUCUGCCAGCAGUACAUUUCGCUCACCAAGAUUGAAGACGAGCAGCAGCAGUUGAUCGAGAAGCUCAGCAACAACGAAGCCUAGUCCGCAUGGAGACAGCGCCAGAAACAAACAUAAAAUGAAGCAUGUACUAAGAAACAAUACCAUUAGAUUAGAUAA
This is a messenger RNA of Saprolegnia parasitica CBS 223.65, 512 nucleotides long. RefSeq lists its product as hypothetical. The record is from RefSeq and is a predicted model, not a curated record. NCBI's taxonomy places the organism in Eukaryota, Oomycota, Saprolegniomycetes, Saprolegniales, Saprolegniaceae. The coding region runs from base 36 to 437 and encodes 133 amino acids. The transcript is spliced from 3 exons.